Aethina tumida (small hive beetle) is the source of this 1679-nucleotide messenger RNA. It is a transcript of the gene sea, whose product is annotated as putative tricarboxylate transport protein, mitochondrial. Bases 380 to 1324 code for a protein of 314 amino acids. The record is from RefSeq and is a predicted model, not a curated record. Gene Ontology annotation, biological process: mitochondrial citrate transmembrane transport. NCBI's taxonomy places the organism in Eukaryota, Metazoa, Arthropoda, Insecta, Coleoptera, Nitidulidae. The transcript is spliced from 5 exons.
CUUUUAAAACAAUUAAAUUGUUUUAUUCAUUUAUAUUCAAAAGCUUUUUCUAAUAAGACAAAAUGACUUUUAUGGAAUGCAACAUUUUAUUAUGACAAUUAAUAUAAACAAUUGCCUCCUAAAAGGUAGAACCCAUGGAAAAAUUCCUUUUAAAAAAUUCCAAGCAGACCCGUAACUUUCACUGGACAAUUAACGGUCGAAUGUUUACAUCCAGAUUAACGACAAACGGAUAAUCAGUGCGUGCUCGAGUGUUGUUGAUCGAUUUACUCGAAAAUAAUCUGUUGUUUCGUUAUCGGGUCAGAAACCGUUCGUAUGCACCCAUUUGUUUUUGACCUUGUCCGAUCGUUUAGCAAAGUUAAACGGACGAUUCGUAGUCACCAUGUCUUCGGCGCCGCCACACUUCGUCCACCCGUUCAACCGUCCAUGGAUGAGGGACAACGGGGCGGCCGCCCCGGCCGGAGGCAAGGGACUUAAAGGAAUCAUAGCUGGGGGUAUAACCGGCGGCAUCGAAAUAUGCAUUACCUACCCCACGGAGUACGUGAAGACGCAGCUGCAGCUGGACGAGAAGGGCGACCGCAAAAAAUACAAAGGAAUUAUUGACUGCGGGGUGAAGACGGUUAAACAGAAUGGCCCCUUCGGCUUGUAUCGGGGUUUGAGCGUCCUGCUGAUGGGUUCGAUACCCAAAAGUGCUGUGAGAUUCGGUUCAUUCGAAAUGUUUAAGGGAAAGUUGGCGCAGUCGGAUGGUACGUUAACUCCUUUCGGCAGGAUGUUCUGCGGUUUGUGUGCAGGCUGUAGCGAAUCCGUUUUCGCCGUAACCCCCAUGGAGACCAUCAAGGUGAAGUUCAUCAACGACCAACGGUCGGCUAAUCCCAAAUACAAGGGGUUGUUCCACGGUGUUGGAAUGAUCGUUAGAGAACAAGGCUUGGGAGGUUGCUACAAGGGAGUAACAGCAACUACAAUGAAACAGGGUACAAAUCAGGCCAUGAGGUUCUUUGUGAUGGAAACGCUGAAAGAAUGGUACAAGGGUGGUGACCAAAACAAGUCAGUACCCAAAGCAGUCGUCGGACUUUUUGGCGCAGUAGCUGGAGCCGUUUCUGUAUUUGGUAAUACUCCCCUGGACGUCGUCAAAACGAGAAUGCAAGGACUAGAAUCCUCUAAGUACAAGAACACCUUGGACUGUGCAGUGCAAAUCUGGAAGCAUGAGGGUCCUGUCGCUUUUUACAAAGGUACCAUUCCUAGAUUGAGCAGGGUCUGUCUGGACGUAGCUAUUACGUUCAUGAUCUAUGACAGCUUCAUGGAUCUGUUCAACAAAGUCUGGCCUUAAAUGUCUUUUAAUUUAUACGUUUUUUUUUAUAUAAAUCCCGAAUCAAGAACUGAUCGUUGCCAUUUUUUAUAUAUGUGUACAUGUGUAAUUGUAGCCAUGACUUGAAAAUGACAUUCUUAUUGCAUUUAUUAUUUUAUACACUAACUUAUUCCAUUUUUUAUUGUAAUACAGUGCGACUGUAAACCUGCCAGAUAUAUUUUAUAUAGGUGUAUAUUUUUUUUGUAAUUAUUGUUUAUUUUUAUUGUUUUGUUUGAAAUUGUUGGAGUUUAAAAAUUGUUAUCGGAGCUUUUUAUGUCAUAUUUUUGUAAGUGUAAAAAUUGUUAUAUUAGGAACAAUAAAUGUGAAGUAAUUUUUA